AUGGGCGAGCUCCCGUUCUUCAGGGCGCACGCGGCCUUGCACCCGGACCACCUGUGGAUCUGGGAGACGUCCGUGUACGUGGACGAGAACCAGCGCACCUGGCUGCCCGUAACCAUCGAGACGGAGAGCAGCCUCCAGGUACUCAUGCGUCAGGAAGAUGUCCCCCUAGGGGAGGCCAGGUGCCCCAGCCUGCUAGCCCCAUGCCUGCUGCCUUCCAUGUGGCAGCUCUACCCUGGAAGAAGAUACCGAGGCUCAGACUCCAGCUUCUGGCGCAUAGUGUACCACAUUGAGCUCAGUGGCAUGGAGGACAUGCUCCUGGAGCAGCUGCCAGACCUGGAGGAUGAGUGA
This is a messenger RNA of Nyctereutes procyonoides (raccoon dog), 348 nucleotides long. RefSeq names its product TCL1 family AKT coactivator A (gene TCL1A). The record is from RefSeq and is a predicted model, not a curated record. Gene Ontology annotation, biological process: positive regulation of peptidyl-serine phosphorylation. Bases 1 to 348 code for a protein of 115 amino acids. Lineage: Eukaryota; Metazoa; Chordata; Mammalia; Carnivora; Canidae. Gene Ontology annotation, molecular function: protein serine/threonine kinase activator activity. The transcript is spliced from 3 exons.